Molecule: messenger RNA, 843 nt
Organism: Emiliania huxleyi CCMP1516
Lineage: Eukaryota; Haptophyta; Isochrysidales; Noelaerhabdaceae
Exons: 3
Coding region: 1-843 (280 amino acids)
Cellular component (GO): cytosol
Molecular function (GO): oxidoreductase activity; 2 iron, 2 sulfur cluster binding
Source: RefSeq, a predicted model, not a curated record
AUGGCCCCAAAGGGCGACUUUGUGCUCAAGCGCGGCUCAACGCGGCCGAUAGCAUUCGUUUCGGGUGGCGUCGGCAUCACGCCGAUGAUUGCGAUGAUGAACACGUCCAUUGCCGAGGGCGUCGCGCGAGGCUCCGUGCCAAAGAUGGUCUUCCUGCACGGCGCGCGCAACGGCAGCGAGUACGCCUUUGGUGAGCACCUGCGCGCCCUCUCGGCAGUCGUGCCGUCGCUCAAGUCACACAUCGCCUUUAGCGAGCCCGCCGCCUCGGAUGAGCUCAGCAAGGACUACGAUAGCGCCGGAUACAUCGACACCGCGGUGUUCAAAAAGUACCUGCCGGAGGACCUGGACGCGGACGUCUACAUGUGCGGCCCGCCGGGCUUCAUGGACGCCAACUACGCAGCGCUGCGUGAUCUCGGCGUCGCCAAGGAGCGGAUCGACUACGAGCACUUUGGGCCGGCGACCGUCUUCGAGAAGGAGAGCGGCCCCGAGCCGUUCGCCGACGGCAGCGAGCCGGGGCACCCAGUGUCGUUCGAGGGCACGUACGUCUCGACCGAGUGGCGCGCCACGCAGGGGACUGCAGGAACGCUGCUCGACACUGCACUGGAGGCGGGCCUCGACCCGCCCUUCACCUGCCGUGCGGGCGUGUGCGGCAUGUGCGCCGCGCGCCUCGUCUCGGGCGAGGUGGACUUCAAAGAGGAGCCGGUCGCGGAGGCCGAGCCGGGCGACAUCAUCCUCUGCCAGGCGGGCGUGACUAAGUAUUUAGAACCGGUGCACGAGCUUGCGCUCUCCAGCCGCUGCCGGCGGUGCCGCGCGCUCGCGAGGCUGCGCGGCGCACUCACCUAG